AUGCGGCCCCUCAGGGACGGCCGUGUGGCCCUGGUCGGCUGGUCGUCGAACAUGCGAUGCCAGGCUGUCUUCAUUUGUGGCGGCCCAGCAGCACAGGAUUGCACCGACUUUGCCCAGGAGCUCCCCGUUGAUUGUCUGGUAGACGAGCCCGCCAAGCUACAUGAGUUGAGAAAUGGGCUCGCCUUGGUCUCCGCGACGAAGGUCCUCUUGUGGGAUGCGGAAGCAAUGCUUUGGGGCCGCCGUCCCGUCGCGCAGUGGCCAGGAAACUUCACUCAUUCCGUGGCGCUUUCAGAAGGUCUUGCAUUGAGAAGCUGCAAUGCGACUUGGGGUUCGUGCAGUUUCAUUGUCCUGCAUGCGGUCGUGUCUCAACUCGGCACCUACCUUUGGAUGCAACCGCUUCGGUAUGUCAGCCCGCCCGGUGAAGGCAACCUCAAGGCAAAGCCAGCAGCGCUGCAGGAUGGCGGCUUGGCCAUUGUCUCCCGGUUUGGACGGAGAGGUUCGUGUUCUCUUGAAGUCGUCCUGUUCGCACCAUCUGCACUGUCGAGUGGGACAUCCGUGCCUGCAAAUGCAUCUGGACGUACGCAAGAAUUGCUACCACCGUCCGAUCCUUGCGAAGAUGGCCUGGACAUGAUCGUGGAGACAGUGGUGCACAACGGAUCCGAAUUCUUGCUCGUUUUCUCAGACACCGCCAUUCAUCGAUUUCUGGUGGCUUCUGGAACAUUAGGACCCAUGAGCUCUCAGGUGUUUCCGCUGUCGGAACUGCCCAUCCAGCCAACAGCUGUAGCGGCUUUACCAGAGAAUGUGCUCGCCGUGGCAACGAGCGAAGCCAUACGCCUUAUGCACUUCAGGGAUGGCCCUCUUUCCUGGUUAGGAAUGCCACUUAAGGUGAGGCAUGGUGGCCUUGCCGUUGCUGAAAUGCUACCCUGGGGCAGGAGCGGUCUUUGCGUGCGCGAUGAUACGUAUUACUUCUUCAACUACUCGGUUGCAACUUUGGAUUCCGCUGUUCUGUGGCAGACAACCCUGGAGGCAGCACCGAACCUGCAGGAGUCGCGGGUCACGAGUCUGGUGGGGAUCGCCGGUGGCGUUGCUGCCUUCGUCCUAACGGAGAAUGCGACUGACCUGGUCUUCUUGAGGAAUUCCACCCCUCAUGGUGAUUGGACGAGGGUGGUGCUGCGUUCAAUGGAAACGGGAAGCGCACCUUUCGCCAGCAUGGUUGCAGUGUCAAACACUAUUUUGGCCUUCUGCACUGGAAAGGGCGGGAACUGGAGUUUCUGGGACCUCUCCGAGCCUCUGCACAGAAGAUCGGAGAACUCGUCGGAGGCCCUCGAUGCCUUCUGCACGCUUCCGGCGCCCGUUCGAACGCCAAAUGCGGGCCGAUUGCUCGGUGCCACCGGCCAGGGUGGUCUGGUCGUGGCCAAUGCAUCCGGGCUCUUGGUUCUUCCUGCCGCGGGCAUUCGACGCUGUGACCUGUCGUACCUGCUGCAAAUGCACUCACCUGACUCCGCCAGAGCCUAUACGCCGUUUGUAGGGAUGCGGCCGGGACGUCGCGCUGUUCCCUGCUGUGGAGGUGGGUUCGCCGUUGUUCACUCAGGCGUUCGUUCCAGCCCGGGUCUGCAACCCUGGGACCAGAUGUCUUUGUUCAACGCCUCGGCGGCCAUUCGCGGUGGCGAGCCGUUCGCCGAGCUGAAGUUCGACAGCGACUGGAAUCUCAUCACUUCCCUGUUCCCGCUGGAAGAUGGGGCCUUCCUAGCGGGAGCCACAUCCAAGAAAGUCUACCGAUACGAGCAAGCCCAGGUACGAGGGCUCGUCGUGCUGAACGCUUCGACUGCCUUCGAGAUGGAGUCAGUUCCCUGGUCUCUGGCCUCCUGGUCGGGGGGCCCCGGUGGCAGCGCGCUGCCGGAGAUCGUCGUUGCCGAUCAGGUGGUCUACCGUGCCCAGCGCUGUCCGGAAAUGACGUACGGCCACUGGGGCAAUUGUAUCGAUUGCCCGGACUUCACCUUGUCCAUCCAGGGCGCAAAAGCCUGCAACUUCAGGCCUGGGAACCGCACAGCGAUGGCUUUGCUCCUGGGCUUUGCCCUGGUGGCUGUCGCCCUCCUAGCGGGGAGGAGCCUGGAGCCCAAGUUGCUGCACUCUGCGCCGGUGGGCCUCCAGGUCCUUAGGGCUCUGGCCUUGGCUUGCGCUCUUCUCCCCGUCUUUGCAGGAGUGGUCGAAGGAAUCUUUGGACCAGCCUGGUUCGCAUCACUUCUGGUCUUCUUGGCACUGGUAGGCUUGGCUAUCGAGCACUGGAUGUGGCGGCGACAGGGGCUGGUGGAGAUGCCUGCGUUUACUGGGCUGCUCUUGUGGAUGGCCUGCAGUGCCCUCGUGAUCAGCUUCAUGCUUGUACUUGACACGGCAGAUCUUCGAGAUCGUCACCCGCAGCUGACAAUGCUGGGCCUGGACAAAGGGGAGAGCAGGUGGUUCUGCAUUCUGGUCUUGGCCACCCAGCCCGUCGUGAUCGUCGCUGCCACAGCGUGGCAAGCAAAGGUGCGAAAGAACGCCCCGCGUCGCCCUCUGUCACGAGGGCUUCUCUACACCGAGCCUGACGGCCGUGACAAUUUCAACUACUGGCCGCACUACCGAUGCAUGCAGAGGUGUGGGUGCCGGGCCGUUUCCGGCUGUUUCGAAAGAAUGCGCAGAUUGCUCAAGAGCUGGGAAGGCCGCCACUGGAUCAUGGUCGUGAAUGCCAGCAUCAGUGCCACAGUGUGCUUGUAUCAAUACGUGCAAUCGAACAGCGGCCCGCGAGAGUCCGUGCUGGCUGUGGUGCUUUGCUUUGGGCUGCUGUCAAUGUUUACAGGUAUCUUAGCUUUGUCAUCUGACGCUUUGCGGCUGCCAGAGAAGCUGGAUCGGCACUUUCGCUGGAGCGUCCUGUGGAAAGUCGAUAUGCUGGCCUUCAAGGUGGUAUUGCUGGCCAUACCGCAAGCCAGCUCAGUGGUGCAGAUGGACUCCAUCUUGAGCUGUGGUUUCGAUGCUUUCUGUCCUAGUGACUGCGUGAGUCAAGAUGGAUACUGCACACGCUUUGGCAAUUCUGGCAGUCCGGUGUGCAAGUGCAGCAUGCCGGAGGUGAAUUGGGCCGUGUACAUCCUGACUGCCAUCACCAGCUUUCUUCUCUGCAUGCUCACGUUGAUACUCGGAUGA
Molecule: messenger RNA, 3174 nt
Organism: Symbiodinium sp. CCMP2592
Lineage: Eukaryota; Dinophyceae; Suessiales; Symbiodiniaceae
Source: the annotation of a GenBank genome assembly